Molecule: messenger RNA, 3289 nt
Organism: Daphnia magna
Lineage: Eukaryota; Metazoa; Arthropoda; Branchiopoda; Diplostraca; Daphniidae
Exons: 17
Coding region: 1558-3141 (527 amino acids)
Biological process (GO): sensory perception of taste
Cellular component (GO): neuronal cell body; axon; membrane
Source: RefSeq, a predicted model, not a curated record
UGCACCAAAGACAAACAAGUGACAAACGUUGCACAAACGAAAUUAGUAACAUCUGAUGGAUGUGGUCUCACUCAUACGUGUUACCAUUUCGGCCAAAAAUGGCGUCCUGUAAAUCUAGUGGCAGCUGGAUAGACACCGUUAGCACUUGCACAUACUGCCCAAAACGUGGAUGACGUGCUCACUGGACGAUAUAGGCUGAUAUGCUGAAUCACAGACAUGUGGUCUGUGGCCGAACGAAGAAAAUGGACGGCUCGUUACUGCAUCUCGAGACAAUGCCGGCCAUUUUUUGUGUUACCCACGAGAAGAAAUGCAGCUGUUGGAUAGCCGGUUAUGGUGGGCUGUUUGUUGACCGCAUUCUUCGGUGUGAGAGUGAACCGUGACACGAAAUCUUUAUUGUCGAUUUCCGAAUAGAAAACUCUCCCUGAUGCAAUAAAAGAAGAAGAAUCAUCUGGGGGAUGUGCACGUGACUCUCGGCAUGUCCGCGAUGGCUGGGCAUUUAUUUUUUCUCCAACUUUUCCCCUCUACUCACAACAGCAGAGGGGGGAAUUUUGUAUAUUUUAGUGGGUUCCAAUGCCUGGGAAUACGAGGAGAAAGGCAAUCGCCGUAUGCAACACAAACAUCACGGGAUAAUCGAAAAGGAAAGGAGAGAUCGUGAUUGAAAAUUCGUGAUAAACAAAAGAAGAUUCCGUAGAUGCCAAAGGCUCAUCCGUUUUCGUUGGGCGGCCAAGGAAAAACAAACCUGUUCCUGUCGAGUCUCGUUGACACACACAUCGAUUAAUGGAAAUGGAGCAGACGACGGGAGUGCAGCAAUUCAUUGAUCACCCAACGAAGCAACAUGAUCAGAUGCGCGCACUGAUGGAUCGGGAGAGAGUUUCCUACAGGACGGCCGAAAAUGUUGUUCCAGUCCGAAUGGAAGGGACUUUCUCGUCGUAAACAGCCAAGGACGCGCCCCUCAAAAAAAGUCGUCACGGCAGCUCGUGGAUAAAUAUUGUAACGACAAUGUUCCAACUUUAGGGAAUGGCAACUUUCUCCUUUUAUUCUUCUGCUACAAAGGAAAGAUUUUGGCAAAGGCGUGAAAAUGCAUUUCAACUGGAAAUGAGGGCACGUUUUUAUUGAGCCGAGAUAUGAAUUUCGUUGCGAGGCGGAUGCCGCGUAGCAAGUUUUGAAAACGACUACCGUCGGCGGAUGGGCGUGGAAUGUUUCGUUACAGACGUCCAGUACAUGUCACUCGAGGUGUACCCGCAGACUGAUUUAUUUUUCUGACCCGGAAAGUGGGAGUCGCCGACCUGAUUGGAGCCCUCUACCGUCAAAGGUGUGUGACACCUGACUAGCGGAAUCUAAUUUUUCGUUUUUGGAAUUGUCAGACGUCGAGAGCUGAAAGAAGCUCCAGAUCUACAAUGUAAGAGUCUUACAUUCGAAUCCACAUUGUAAAUAGGUUGAAAGGAGCGAACCUGGAAAAUCAGAGCAAAAAUGUUGGCCUCGUAGCUGCGGAAUACCAACUGCCACUCUACAUGUCGUAGAGUUCGUGUGAUUAUACGUUGCGACUUGGUCGUGAUUAUGCGCUGGAAGCCCAACGGCUCGUCCUAUGGACGGAGCGAAUUCCUUGUGACCGCAGGCCAUUGUCUUACACGACUCGGAAUGGAGAAGACGCGUGCCGAUGCUGAAAACAUUAAACUCGUCGAAGCAACUGAAGCCACAGCUAUCGAAACGAGCCCUGCACAAAAAUUGUUUAGCGGGUCACACCCCAUACCAAGACGGACACCCUGGUUAAUAUCAGCUGCCAUUGAAUUUGCCAUGACCUUUCCGGUUUCUACUUUUCUGCAGCAGCAUUGGACAGAGGAUUGGCAUUCACAGGAGUUGGAAAAAGACGGCGAAUCGGCAGCGGAAACUCCACUGAUCAAGAUGUCGAAAGUGGCCUGGCCAUGUGCAGACACGAGUAACGAAAGCAACGAUUUGGAAACGAUAUUGGGUCCAAUUUUCACGCUUCUCCGUUGCUUCGGCAUUAAUUUCCACGAACCGUCGACAAAGUGCCGUUUUCUUUACGAGACGGCUAAAAUCGGAUGGGCGAUGCUGACUCUCGGCACGUGUGGAUUUCGUUUGAUGAUCUACUUCCCUUACAUCUUUACCAGUUCGUUUGUCGACGUGGGAUCUGGCAAGACUGUCACGCACCACUGGAUCGAAUUCCUUAAUUAUUGGAUCUACGUUUUAGCCGUUUACAUCGGCACUGUUUGCAUGGCCAGAUGGCCAGCCGCUAAAUUGUGGGCAACUAUGGAACAAGUGCUGUUGCAAAUCCCGUUCGCUCGGGAGGACGUUGCUCGUUGCCGUGCAACUUCUAUCCUAUGCAUCUGUGGAUGUCUCGUAGCAUUGCUACUGAAUUUGAUAUUUUUGCUGACUGUCGAAAUGUCACUGGAAUUUUCCUGGAAGAGGAUAGCAAUGACGUUUCUCUCUGUCGUUUAUUUUUACUCGUUUGGAUCGUCUGUCCUUUUCAUCUGCUCUGGCCGAAUUAUUUGGACCGCUUUUGAAACAGUUGCUCGCCAAUUGGAGUUGAAUUGCUGCCCGCCAUCAACUCACGCAGACGUCGUUUGGACAUAUCAACGGCAAUUCGGUGUUGCAUGCCGGGCAGCAGAGAAGCUGUGCAACACUUUCGGCUUUGUGCUUUUCGCCACUGUUUCGUACACUUUCAUCGGCUUCGUCAACGCGUCCUACAACUUGCUGAAAUCAUACCAAUAUUCGCCGUUAACAGCAAAUGAUGGAGAAGAUCAUUUUUACAUCAUUCCCAGGAUGAUUCGAUUGGCGUACGUAAUAGUUGAGCAUCUCUUCCGCUUGUGGCUGAUGUGUCACACGGCGGAUCUCAUCCGCGCCAAAGCCCUUUCUCUCGUCCCCGUCCUGCAGAGCAUCCGCAAUGACCUCUACUCGCGCCAAGGUUGCAACGAUGAAAGCCACGAGGUCCAUACUUUCCUGCUGGAAGUGUCUGAAACGUCACCCACUUUCGGAGUGUUGGGAAUGUUUACGCUCACCAAGCACAUCAUCAUUUCCCUAAUUGGUUCCACUCUAACUUACCUGGUGGUCUUGUGCCAAUUCAGCACAGCAGCAGACGUCAAUACGUCUGCACCCACCAAUAAUUCCAACCACUCGUCGUGAAAAUGUCAAUUACAGGGAUCGAGGCGAUAGAUGAAGAAUCAAGGACGUCCUGACCCGUUUUCGGGAUUCGUUCGUCUGCGACACUUGAAAAUGAUUACAGACUGGGAAUAUUCAACAACUUUCAAGUUGAAUACAAAUUGACGUGUCA